AUGCUAUCCGCUUCCAGGUCUUUAAAGUUAUCAACUAAUAUACCAUUUGCUCAUCCAACUUUCUUGUUGUUACCAACAACAGUUAGCAAAAUAACCGCUAAAAAUGUUUCCUAUUAUUCUAGCAUUCCAUCCUCUUCUGUGGAAAAGAAAAUCACCUCAACCAAUGAACAUCUGUCAACCAACAAAAUCAUUACUAAACGAAAACGUUCCACUGUUCUAAAAGAUAAAUUGGUUCAAGGCCCAAAAUUCGAAGACUUUUUAACUGGUAACGCAAUGAAUUUCAAAUUAGAUCCAAUAGCCGAGGCAAUCCGGGAUACAGAAAAAAUCAAGAAAUUACCAUCAUGGCUAAAAGUUCCCAUUCCAAAGGGCACCAAUUUUCAUAAAUUAAAGAAAGAUGUCAAGGAAUUAAAAUUAAGUACUGUAUGUGAGGAAGCUAAAUGUCCCAACAUUGGUGAGUGUUGGGGGGGUAGAGAUAAAAGCAAAGCAACUGCAACCAUCAUGUUAUUAGGUGACACUUGUACCAGGGGCUGUAGAUUUUGUUCAGUGAAAACUAACCGUACUCCUGCUAAACCCGAUCCAAUGGAACCAGAAAACACAGCAGAAGCCAUCAGUAGGUGGGGCUUGGGUUAUGUUGUUUUAACUACAGUAGAUAGAGAUGAUUUAAUUGACGGUGGUGCUAAACAUUUAGCGGAAACUGUGAUCAAAAUAAAGCAAAAGGCUCCUCAAAUAUUGGUAGAAACUUUAAGUGGAGAUUUUAGAGGAGAUUUAACUUUGGUUGAUAUCAUGGCUCAAAGCGGAUUGGAUGUUUAUGCUCAUAACUUGGAGACUGUUGAAGAUUUGACUCCUUACGUUAGGGAUAGAAGGGCUACCUAUAAGCAAUCCUUAAGUGUAUUGAAAAGAGCUAAAGAAACUGUUCCAACUCUAAUUACAAAAACUUCCUUGAUGUUGGGGUUAGGCGAAACCAAAGAACAAGUUUUACAGACUUUAAAGGAUUUAAGAGAGGUUAAUUGCGAUGUGGUAACUUUUGGUCAAUACAUGAGACCCACCAAAAGGCAUAUGAAAGUUGUGGAAUAUGUCAAACCAGAAAUAUUUGAAUAUUGGAAAAAUAAGGCUUUAGAAUUGGGAUUUCUAUAUUGUGCUUCUGGUCCAUUAGUUAGAUCUUCUUAUAAAGCUGGGGAAUCAUUUAUCGAAAAUGUUUUGAAAAAAAGAAAAGUUCAGGCGGAGGGACCUAACAAUCUAAAAUGA
Molecule: messenger RNA, 1245 nt
Organism: Saccharomycodes ludwigii
Lineage: Eukaryota; Fungi; Ascomycota; Saccharomycetes; Saccharomycodales; Saccharomycodaceae
Gene: LIP5
Product: lipoate synthase
Exons: 1
Coding region: 1-1245 (414 amino acids)
Biological process (GO): lipoate biosynthetic process
Cellular component (GO): mitochondrion
Molecular function (GO): lipoate synthase activity; 4 iron, 4 sulfur cluster binding
Source: RefSeq, a predicted model, not a curated record